AUGGAUAUGGAGAGCGGAGAUGUAAAUAUCAUCGUCCAAAGUCUUCUUGAUUGUGUGGGUGAAGAAUCUAAUAUCACCAACGCAAUUUCACCAUCCAUAUACAUGGCUCCUAGUACCCUCCGAAAUCUCAGCCCAACUUCUUUCCAGCCUCGGGUGGUCUCUAUUGGACCACUGCACAGAGCAGAUGAAAACCUUCAGCUAUUUGAAGGUCGGAAAGCCGUUUAUGUGCAAAGUCUGUGGCGUCGUUCAAAGUUAUACCAAGAAGGACAAACAUUUACACAAAUGUUAACAACAUGUGUGCAGAAGGUGGCUGGUUCAAUUGAAAAAAUCAAAGCGUGUUAUGCCGACAAAAGGAGUUACAAUGAUAUCGAACUUGCAACGAUGAUGGUUAUGGAUGCUAGUUUCAUACUUCAGUUCAUUUGUUCCGGAUUGGAUGAUUCAGGUUCCAACAAGUUGCGUGACAGCUAUGUACCUUAUGAUCUGGUUCUGCUAGAGAACCAGAUCCCCUUUUUUGUGCUUAAUGACGUAUUUGAGUGCACUAUUUCGAAAUUUGAAAAAGAUCAAUCUCUUACUGAAUUUAUCCGUCCACUUUUGAAAUAUACCAAUCUCAUCGAAGGAAAACUAAAACUAGGCUCACAUACAAAUUAUGAUCAUAUUCUUGGCUGCUUGCAUAGAUGUUACAAGCCUAAAAGUGAUAUUCGAUCACAUUUUCCAAGAUCAACAAUCCACUCGGCUGUAGAACUUGAUAGGGCAGGGGUGAAGUUUAAGCCUAACGAAGUUGUAGGAUGGCCAUUGGCCAUGGAAGUGAAUAUCUAUAGGUGUUCAUGUAUUUUCUGGUUUUUAUCUAAGCCUACUUUCAGAAUGCCGACACUGCGUAUCAACCAUUUCACUGAGUUGGUUUUUAGGAAUCUUAUUGCAUACGAGCAGUUAUCUAUGGUUCAGCCCUACGUUACAUCAUAUGCCAGGGCCAUGGAUAUGCUAAUCGAUACUCAUGAGGACAUUGUCAAGUUGGUGACAUCAAAAGUUAUUGUCAAUCAUUUAGGUUCAAACGAAGAGGCAGCAAAUAUGAUAAACAAAAUAUGCAAAGAAGUUGUGUGGGAAAAGUUCUUUUAUGGUAAAGAGUGGAAGAAGUUGGAUAACCACUUCAAUGGUUACUGGCCCAGAAAGAUUGUUAAAUUAAGCCGUACUUAUUUCAGUAGUCCAUGGAAUAUUAUUGCCCUCUUCGCAGGAAUUGUUCUUUUCGCUCUUGCUGUGGUUCAAACCAUCUUUACAGUUAAGUCCACCGGAAAUUAG
Helianthus annuus (common sunflower) is the source of this 1293-nucleotide messenger RNA. Its product is annotated as putative UPF0481 protein At3g02645. Lineage: Eukaryota; Viridiplantae; Streptophyta; Magnoliopsida; Asterales; Asteraceae. The coding region runs from base 1 to 1293 and encodes 430 amino acids. The transcript has a single exon. The record is from RefSeq and is a predicted model, not a curated record.